Messenger RNA from Myxozyma melibiosi, 2126 nucleotides. RefSeq names its product major facilitator superfamily transporter. Lineage: Eukaryota; Fungi; Ascomycota; Lipomycetes; Lipomycetales; Lipomycetaceae. Gene Ontology annotation, cellular component: membrane. The record is from RefSeq and is a predicted model, not a curated record. Gene Ontology annotation, biological process: transmembrane transport. Bases 199 to 1980 code for a protein of 593 amino acids. The transcript has 3 exons. Gene Ontology annotation, molecular function: transmembrane transporter activity.
UUUUCCAAAUGAAUAUACUAGCUUUGAUACCGGUUAAUACGAAAAUUGAUUGCAGACAGCUCACCGAAAGAGAAAAACAGCUCAAAGACCCGAAAGGUUUUUCUCUUUCGGUGAGCUGGAUACAAGCCCACCCGAGGACGACUAUAUAACCCGUCUGAUAUCCAUCUGAAAACGCCCCUCUUCUUCAAACAAAGCAGUAUGGCUGACCGCUCUCGAACCUCCAUCGCCUCCGAAGCUGAGUCUGAGAAGAAGGCAGCUGUCGUGCUUGAAAACGAAAAGGGUGCCAACUUCGACUCCUCAUCGCUUUCCGACUACGACAGCGUCUACGGCGGUGUUGCGGCAAAGCUCAACAUCCCCGAUGACUGGCCAGAGCUCUCUUCAAGGGCUCCUGAGAAAUACUAUUUCUGGUCUCGUUCAAAGAAGUCCGACCCCCUGCUCGAUGAAAUAGCCACUCAACCGUCUGUCUUUGACGAUCCCGAUAAAUGCAAUUACUUCCGCCCGAUUGACAACUACGAGAACCUGCACCGGUUCGAUCCAAAGUUCCGCUGGACUUGGCGCGAGGAGCGCAAGGUUGUUCGCAAAGUCGACUUGCGUAUCAUGACCUGGGUUGCCGUCAUGUUUAUGGCUUUGCAGCUGGAUCGCGCGAAUAUCUCCCAGGCUGUUGCGGAUAACAUGCUUGAUGAUCUUCGUUUCUCCACAGACGUGUUUAACAACGGAAAUACGAUCUUCAAAGUUUUCUUCUUGAUUUGCGAAGUGCCAUCGCAGCUCGUGAGUAAGAAACUAGGUCCGGAUGUGUGGAUUCCCAUACAGAUGAUCUCGUGGAGUAUCGUGGCGCUGUCUCAGUUCUGGCUGAAAGACGAAGCCGGAUUCUAUAUCACCCGUGCCUUGAUUGGAGCCUGGGAGGGAGGCUUUAUUGCCGACAUCUGUCUCUAUCUUUCCUACUUCUACACCAGCAUCGAGCUACCUGUCCGCCUAGCUUAUUUCUGGGCGGCCUUGACCACGUCGGAGAUCAUUGCCGCGUUUAUGGCCUUUGGAAUCCUUCGCAUGCGCGGAGUUCUCGGCUAUGAGGGAUGGAGAUGGUUGUUUUUGAUUGAAGGAUGUAUUACCGUCGUCAUCGGUCUUAUCUCAUUUCUUCUCAUGCCUCCCUCGCCCACUAAAACAGCCUCCUGGUUCAGAGGCAAAGACGGCUGGUUUACGGCUAAAGAAGAGGCUAUCAUAGUCAAUCGGGUUUUGCGAGACGAUCCAAACAAAGGCGGAAUGCACAAUCGCCAGGCGCUUGACUGGAAAAUGCUCGGGAAGUCAUUCAAAGACUUUGAUCUGUGGCCCAUCUACAUUAUCGGCUUGUUAUUUGGCAUCAGCGCGGCCCCUGUCGACACUUAUCUCACGCUGACACUGCGAUCGCUCGGGUUCACCACUUUGCAGACAACACUUUUGACUCUUCCCAAACAGUUUCUUGGCCUGUUCACGCUACUUGCUAUCACCUACGUUUCCCAGCGCAUCGACCAGCGAAGCAUUCUCGGCAUCUUUGGCCAAGUCUGGGUUCUCGCCCUUCUUAUCCCGCUCCGAAUCUUCGACGCCGGCUCAAACCGCUGGUCCAAAUACGCAGUCACAACUAUCUUGAUCGGUCAUCCUUCCACGCACGCUAUCCAAGUUGCCUGGACUUCCCGCAACUCAAACUCGGUCCGCACGAGAACGUUGUCGGCAGCGCUGUACAAUAUGUUUGUCCAGUUAAGCGGUAUCAUAUCCUCCUACGUAUACCGCUCCGACGAUAAGCCGUUAUACAAACGAGGAAAUUCAGUGCUGAUCGGGAUAGCGUGCCUGAACAUCGUCAACUACAUCUUUGUCAAGUUCUACUACAUCUUUAGAAACCGGCAGCGUGAGAAGAUCUGGAACCAAAUGACGCAGGAAGAGAAGGUGCAGUACACUCUUACGACGAAAGAUGAGGGUAGUCGGAGACUUGAUUUUAGAUUCGCUCACUAAGCGCUUUCGUUUUCGUGUUCUUUCUCUCUUAGAGCUAGAAAAAUGAAUUUUGCUAGAGUAGCGCUUUUUUUUGAUCUAUGUUUUUAUGAUUUUUAAUAUACGCUCGUGCACGACCUAAAUACUGAACCCGAGAACUUCGGUGACAA